Radiomyces spectabilis is the source of this 493-nucleotide messenger RNA. RefSeq lists its product as uncharacterized. The transcript has a single exon. The record is from RefSeq and is a predicted model, not a curated record. NCBI's taxonomy places the organism in Eukaryota, Fungi, Mucoromycota, Mucoromycetes, Mucorales, Radiomycetaceae. Bases 30 to 323 code for a protein of 97 amino acids.
AUUUAUAAUUUAUUUUACAGAUAUUGAAGAUGAGUAUGCAAUUUUUUUAUGAAGAUGGACAAGGGCACGUAGUUGAUGAGAAUGGAGUUGAGCCGAUGGAUGUUGUUGUGGAUGAGAAGCUAUUCGCUAUUGAAACAAUAAGUUCUCGUACUCAGUUCCUAAUGAAUAAACCUUCGGAAAGGCCUAAUCCUGUAAUGCAUCCAGUUAUGGAUAAGAGGAAUAGUGAAGAUAUUGAUAUAGAACUAUGCAACAAGCGACGCUAUACGGUUUACUCUGAUGAAGACAAGACUAGAUUUUUCAUUUAUUUUUUAGCAAAUGCUUGAAAGCUUCUGCUGCUGCAAGGCAAUUAGGUAUUCAUAUUCGAGUAGCACAGAGAUGGGUCAAACGUUAUUACGAGGACCCUGAAAGCAUCUUUGAGAAGAAAAAUAAGUCAGGUUGGCAUCGGAUUCUUGGGGAAGAGCAUAAACAGUUUCUUUUAAAUAAUAUUGAUGAG